Podarcis muralis (Common wall lizard) is the source of this 1108-nucleotide messenger RNA. Lineage: Eukaryota; Metazoa; Chordata; Lepidosauria; Squamata; Lacertidae. The record is from RefSeq and is a predicted model, not a curated record.
CUUACACUUUCUGAUGAAUACAUGGUACAAAUAAUUUUUUUCCCUUUCUUGCUCCUUUCUUCCUUUCAGAUUAUUCCUUGACUAGUGCAGACCUGUCAGCCCUGCAGGGUUUUAACUCCCCAGGAAUGCUGUCAUUAGGACAAGUAUCUGCCUGGCAACAGCAUCAUCUAGGACAAGCAGCCCUCAGCUCCCUUGUGACUGGAAGCCAGUUAUCUCAGGGUUCCAACUUAUCUAUUAACACCAACCAAAACAUUAACAUCAAGUCCGAGCCAAUUUCGCCUCCUCGAGACCGGGUGACCCCAUCCGCGUUCCCCCAGCAGCAGCAGCAGCAGCAACAACAGCAGCAACCUCAGCAACAAUCACGUCAGGAAAUGGGCCGCUCUCCCGUCGACAGUCUCAGUAGCUCCAGCAGUUCGUACGAUGGCAGCGACCGGGAGGACCCGAGGAGUGACUUCCACUCGCCGGUUGGACUGGGAAGGCCCCCAAUUCAGAAGACAGAGAGAGCCCGACCGUAAAGCGGAUGAGAAUGGAUACUUGGGUGACAUAAGCUUCCCAUUCUCCCUUUCUCCCUUCCGUUUCUACUUUUGAGUUAUCCCAAUGGACAGUCCUGACAUAUCUAAAUUUAUAAAUAAGGACAUGAAAGAAAUAUUUAUAUGUAUAUACAUACAUGCAUAUAUAUAAAUAUAUAUAUCUUUGUAUACAUAUACAUGUGUGAGUGUGUGAAGCAAGGCACACAUACUCUCUCUUUCUCUCCCUCACACACAAAAUCAGCAGGCACUUAAAUACCAACUCCUCCUAUAGCUGCAGAUGCCCCGUGGUUUUUAAAACACAGUAUAACAGAAAAGAACCCUUCCUAGGUAUUGGUCUAGUCUGGCACUUAACCUGGACUUUGCUCCUUGAAUAAUGUAACCUGUUUGCAAAAUAAAUGUCGUACCCGUAUGUAAUCUACCAAACUAGAUGGCCGAGGCGUGAGGGCUCGCCUGUAGUCGUGUUCCUGUGUGUGUGUGUUUUCCAACAGCCGUACUGUCCCCUGUAGUUAAGAGUACGCUUUGUAGCAGCAGAGCCGUAGAAAAAGAAAGCAAUACUGUACAUAGAAUGACCUUUAUAU